Geosmithia morbida is the source of this 1755-nucleotide messenger RNA. RefSeq names its product Cu FIST. Gene Ontology annotation, molecular function: copper ion binding; DNA-binding transcription factor activity, RNA polymerase II-specific; RNA polymerase II cis-regulatory region sequence-specific DNA binding. NCBI's taxonomy places the organism in Eukaryota, Fungi, Ascomycota, Sordariomycetes, Hypocreales, Bionectriaceae. The record is from RefSeq and is a predicted model, not a curated record. Bases 1 to 1755 code for a protein of 584 amino acids. Gene Ontology annotation, cellular component: nucleus. Gene Ontology annotation, biological process: intracellular iron ion homeostasis; positive regulation of transcription by RNA polymerase II; intracellular copper ion homeostasis. The transcript has 2 exons.
AUGCCUCUUAUCAACGGCCUCAAGAUGGCUUGCGAGCCUUGCAUCCGCGGCCACCGUUCCACAAAGUGCACCCACGCGAAUGAGCGACUCAUGGUCCCCGUCCGCAAGCCUGGCCGUCCCCUGAGCUCGUGCCCUCAUCCCUCCUCGAGGCCUUGCACAUGCGGCACCGUGACGGCUGCCAUUCCGCGGAGGCAAAAGUGCGGUUGUGGAACGAGAGCAGCGACGACUUCUUCGCCUUCGUCGUCGGCUGCUCCUACCCCUGCUCCCGCCCCCGCCUCCGCCUCUGCCUCUGCCUCUGCCCCCGCCACCACCACCUCCCCCUCGGCCACCGAGGAGUCGCUGUCUGUGGUGACAUCCCCCGUCGACUCAAAGGGGACCGCGGCUGCCUCUCGUGUACGGAAAACGCAGGCGCGCCGGGGGUCAUCGCGCAAGCCGUCAGUCGAUCCGAUGGCUCUCGAGAGGAUGGACCUGAACCAGCUCAACAUCAUGCCUGCGUUUGACGGCGCCAGGAACCAGGACGACGCUUCUGCCUCCUCCAUGCACGCCACCAACGGUGCGGCGGAUGCCCAGUACGCCGGCUUCCCGGCAGCCGGCAACCCUCUGGACGGGUACCCGGUCAUGUACCCGACCUUCUCGCCGCCCAUGCUGGCCCCCCCCAUGGUGCACCCCAACGGCCACACGCCCUCGGCAUCGAAUGGAUCGGCCCCGUCGGCGACAGCAGGCAGCUGCUGCGGGGGAGGACGGGCCCCGGCGGAGCAGCGGGACGACAUGUCGACCGCUGAUUCGACAGGUCUGGAUGGAUCCCGCGCCGCCGAACCGAAGAAGACCGGAAGCUGCUGCUCAUCGAAGCCUCCCGCCGAGGCACCAGCUCCCCACCAGCAGCAGCAUCAACAACAACAACAACAACAACAACAACAACAACGACAGCAGCAGCGACAGCAGCCCGUCAUGGUCAUGUCCCCCUUUCAGACACCCAUACCCAUGGCGCACGGGCUAUACCCCCUCAUGACCCCACCCACAUUAUUCACCUACCCGCCGCAAUACGGCACCUUCAUGCAGCCCCUGCAGCCGGAACAAUGGAGGCAGGUCAUGGCCCUCCUGAGUCUGGGACAGCCGGGACCGCAGACCGCCGAUGGCUUUGGGGGCAUGGCCGGGGCGGCUGCCCCGACUCCGGGACCGCCUGUCGCGUCCGACGGCGGACAUGCACCGGCCGGCCCUGCCAUGUAUCCUGCGCUCACGCAGCCGGACGGCAACUGGGCCGAGGGAGGUGGCAUCGCGACGUCGCAUCACUGCUCCUGCGGCGACUCGUGCGAAUGCGUCGGGUGUGCUGCGCAUCCGUACAAUGAGGCCACGCAGAACUAUGUCCGCUCAGCGUGGAACAGCAUGACGGAGGCGACUCAGCAGCCCCAGCAGCCCCAGCAGCCCCGGCAACACCCCAGCGUAGAUGCCGGAUAUACCAACGGCGGCGGCGGCAAUGGGAACAGCCGUGAAGAUUCGCCGAUAAACGGACAGAUGCCGCCCCCGAUGCCGGCAGCAGCGGUGGCACACCCCGAGUCCAGCGGUGCACCGGCACAGCAGACGCCCCAGACACCAUCGGAUGGUGGGGCGUCCGCCACGGGCGAGGAGCAGGUCUUCUCGUCCGACGACUUCUUCUUUGUCAGCUACCCAUUUGAUGAUACUUGCGCUGGCGACACGGCGAGCUGUCCCUGCGGAGACGACUGUCAGUGUAUCGGAUGUGUCAUUCAUGGGAAAUAG